Pipra filicauda (Wire-tailed manakin) is the source of this 4846-nucleotide messenger RNA. RefSeq names its product itchy E3 ubiquitin protein ligase (gene ITCH). The record is from RefSeq and is a predicted model, not a curated record. Lineage: Eukaryota; Metazoa; Chordata; Aves; Passeriformes; Pipridae. The transcript is spliced from 25 exons. The coding region runs from base 77 to 2713 and encodes 878 amino acids. Gene Ontology annotation, biological process: protein K63-linked ubiquitination; protein K29-linked ubiquitination; ubiquitin-dependent protein catabolic process. Gene Ontology annotation, molecular function: protein binding; ubiquitin protein ligase activity.
GGGCGGGCCGCGCUGCCAUCUUGGAGCGAGGGACGGCGGAGCCGCGGCCGCGCCGAUUCAAGAUCCAGCCCAUAUUAUGGCUGGCAGUGGGUCCAGAUCAGGACCAGCCAGUGGGUUGUCCAUGAAAUCACAGCUCCAGAUCACUGUGAUUUCAGCAAAACUAAAAGAAAAGAAUAAAUGGUUUGGACCUAGCCCUUAUGUGGAAGUCUCAGUAGAUGGACAGUCAAAGAAGACAGAAAAGUGCAACAAUACAAACAGUCCAAAGUGGAAACAGCAUCUUACAGUAAUUGUCACUCCUGUAAGUAAAUUAAACUUUCGAGUCUGGAGCCAUCAAACAUUAAAAUCUGAUGUCCUUCUGGGAAGUGCUGCUCUGGAUAUUCAUGAGACACUGAAAUCCAACAGUAUGAAACUUGAGCAGGUGGUGGUGACGUUGCAUCUCGUUGGUGACAGAGAACCAGCAGAGGUGGUGGGGGAUCUGUCGGUCUGUCUCGACGGGAUGCAGGUGGAUCCCGAGCUCCUCACCAACGGGGAAGCCUCAACCUCAAGAAGUCCUACACAGAGUGAAAGCUCCAGAGUAAGGACUGAUACACGGACUAACUCAAAUGGCCUUGAAAGCUCUGAAGAAGCUGCUUCCAGUGAAAACAAGACUGUUAACGGCAGUGACUCUCCGUUACUCACAAAUGGAAGCUGCAAACCUGCCAGACCUCCCAGGCCUGCCAGACCCCCGCCCCCCACUCCCCGCAGACCCCCGUCGGUGGCCGCGAGUGCAAAUGGCCCUUCAUCCACAUCCACGGAGAGUGACGGGGCCAGUGCAGGAUCAGUGGCAGGAACAGCCUCCAACACUCCUUCAGAGCAGAGCCCUGAGGGGGCAACAGCUGCGAGCACAGCUCCUGCCACUCCUGCCCUCACCACUCCUCCGGUGUCCAGACAAGUCCAGCCAGUAAAUCCUCCACCUCAGGCACUUUCCACAGUCAGCCAAGGUCCUCUUCCACCUGGUUGGGAGCAAAGAGUAGACCAGCACGGCCGAGUCUACUAUGUAGAUCAUGUUGAAAAAAGAACAACGUGGGAUCGACCAGAGCCUCUUCCUCCAAGCUGGGAGCGCCGGGUUGACAACAUGGGCAGGAUUUAUUACGUCGACCACUUCACCAGGACGACGACGUGGCAGCGGCCGACGCUGGAGUCCGUCCGCAACUACGAGCAGUGGCAGCUGCAGCGCAGCCAGCUCCAGGGGGCCAUGCAGCAGUUCAACCAGAGGUUUAUCUAUGGGAACCAGGACUUUUCAUCCACACAGAACAAAGAGUUUGAUCCUCUUGGCCCUCUGCCACAUGGAUGGGAGAAGAGAACUGACAGCAAUGGCCGAGUGUAUUUUGUCAAUCACAACACACGGAUCACUCAGUGGGAAGAUCCCAGGAGUCAGGGUCAGUUAAAUGAGAAACCCUUACCAGAGGGCUGGGAAAUGCGAUUUACUGUGGAUGGAAUUCCCUAUUUUGUGGAUCACAACCGCAGAACCACCACGUACAUAGAUCCCCGCACGGGCAAGUCUGCUCUAGACAACGGGCCCCAGAUAGCCUAUGUGCGUGACUUCAAGGCCAAGGUCCAUUAUUUCAGGUUCUGGUGUCAGCAACUGGCAAUGCCACAGCACAUAAAGAUCACAGUGAGCAGGAAAACAUUAUUUGAGGACUCCUUUCAGCAGAUAAUGAGCUUCAGCCCUCAGGAUCUCCGGAGACGUUUGUGGGUUAUUUUCCCUGGUGAAGAAGGUUUAGAUUAUGGAGGUGUUGCAAGGGAAUGGUUCUUUCUAUUGUCACACGAGGUUUUGAACCCCAUGUAUUGCCUGUUUGAAUAUGCAGGGAAGGAUAAUUACUGCUUACAGAUAAACCCAGCCUCCUACAUCAACCCAGACCACCUCAAGUACUUCCGAUUCAUCGGCAGGUUCAUUGCCAUGGCUUUGUUCCACGGGAAGUUCAUUGACACUGGUUUCUCUCUGCCAUUCUAUAAACGGAUCCUAAACAAGGCAGUAGGACUCAAGGAUUUAGAAUCUGUUGACCCAGAGUUUUACAACUCUCUCAUCUGGGUAAAAGAGAAUGACAUUGAAGAGUGUGGCUUGGAAAUGUUUUUCUCUGUUGAUAAAGAAAUAUUAGGUGAAAUCAAAAGCCAUGAUUUGAAGCCAAAUGGUAGCAACAUUCUGGUCACAGAAGAAAACAAAGAAGACUACAUCAGGCUAGUAGCAGAGUGGAGACUUUCCCGAGGUGUUGAGGAGCAGACACAGGCUUUCUUUGAAGGCUUCAAUGAAAUUCUGCCACAACAGUAUUUGCAGUAUUUUGAUGCAAAGGAACUGGAGGUGCUUCUCUGUGGAAUGCAAGAAAUAGAUCUGAAUGACUGGCAGAGACACACCAUCUACAGGCACUACACCAGGACCAGCAGGCAGAUCGUGUGGUUCUGGCAGUUUGUGAAAGAAAUAGAUAAUGAGAAAAGAAUGAGACUCUUGCAGUUUGUAACUGGAACAUGCAGAUUGCCAGUGGGAGGAUUUGCUGACCUCAUGGGGAGCAACGGACCCCAAAAAUUUUGUAUUGAAAAAGUUGGAAAGGAAAACUGGUUACCUAGAAGUCAUACCUGUUUCAAUCGCUUAGACCUUCCACCGUAUAAGAAUUAUGAGCAGUUGAAGGAAAAGCUGUUGUUUGCAAUUGAAGAAACAGAAGGAUUUGGGCAAGAGUAGCAAAAAUUUGCACCUUGAAGAAUGAGAACUCCACACGAUUCAGUUUGCUCCGAAGAGUUCGUUGGGUUCUCAGGAAGAGGUACAAAACAACUGGAUUCAGAAAAGGAUCCCACUCAUCAUCUCUGCGGAUGAACUGAUGUGUGAGACUGGCUGAGGCCAAGAGGAUUAGGAAGUUCAGGCAUGCAUUACAGGUUUCUGAAAUGCUGGAGCAUCAGUAAAUAGCUCAAUAAAGUUUGAAACUCAAGUUUUUGGGAAGGUGUCUAGGCUAAUUCACCCUCAGCUUCUUACAGCUAGUAACUUUUGUAGUGAGUUCCUGUUGGAUUAACAGCAUCCUUUUAGAAUCUCUUAAUAUUCAGUUCUUUUCUGGUUUAAAGAACAUGUUGCAUUUUACUGCUUCUUUAGACUGAAUGCACUUUUUGAGUCUGGUCAGCCCUUUCCCUGCCCAAAGGCAGACGCCAGUGAGAUGAGCUGUAGCCACAGGGAGACGUGACACUUGAAAUAACAUGUAGCACAUAUGAAAGCACGCCUGCAGUUCAGAGCAGUGUGGCAGGACCUGCUUUGAAGACUGUUCUAGAUAACAGAGCUGAAACAGGACAGUGGGAAAGUGUAAAACGGAACUUCCAGUCUGGAAAAGAAUAUUUCUUUCCUGCUGUCCCAUCCGUCUGAACUGCAAGAGGGAAAAACUGCUUGGGGUCUGAGAAGAAGCAAGGCACUACAGGUUUUAACUGACUUAGGAGCGUGUCAGGGCGAAGUGGUAAAUGCUCUGGGAAGGCAGGAGGGUGGGGCUGGAGUGAAUAGCUGUUGUCAGGCAUAUUCAAAGAAAGGCCCAGGGAGGGUUGCUGGUGAUACAGAAAUGCCCCUCAUUUAAAGUUUCGUGCUGGUGAGAACUCACCUUCAUGGUCUGACUGGGAGGAAAAUUGCCAACUUCAACAUUUGGUUGUAUUACAUUAUACAGCUCAUGAGGAGAAAAAAAGCCUUAUAUAUAUUUUCUGUUUAUAUUAAUUCUUAUGAUGAAAUGUAGUUAUCUAACAUAUUUACAAGAGAGAGUAAACUAAGCAAGAUAAUGCAAGAUUAAGCUAUGAAAAAUAGUCUAUGUUCUGCAUAUUGCUUUACGAUUCAUGUAGGGAACCUAGAACUAUUGUUCAUGUAUAAAUAUCACCCAAAAGGCUGUCAGCCCUAUAUUUUUAAAAUAAAGAAUAGUUAUAAUUGAAAUAGCCUUAGCCCUAGUUCUAUAGGGUUUGGCUGUUGAAUAUUUUUAUGGUUGAAAUGUUUAGUUCAGGAAAAACAUACCUGCUUGUAUAUAUUUUUGAUGUCCAGGAUUCCACUUAUUCCAUUGUUUCUUUUAAUUUAAAUGGCAUGUUUAUAUGUCUUUUCUGCUGUACCAGGAUGGGAGGAAGGGGGCUGGAUAUCCCAAGCACCAGAUAUGAUUUAAAAAUAUUGCAAAUAAAGAAUUCAUUGAGAGGGGAAAAAUAAAACAUGAAUAAAACAUUAGAUUUGGCCAAAAUAUAGAAAGCUUAAAGCAACUUCUCAGUGUUAAAUUGGCAAUAUUUCUGAAGACACAAGUUCAGAUUCCUCAGGCAUUUGACUUGUGAAUACUAACAAGUCUGUAAAUUCUUACAGCAUGUUGUGUUGAAAAAAAAGGAAUUAAUAUGAGCCAGUGGUGCACUUUUCAGUUCUUUCUGGGGAUCUGGUGAAGCAAUACAGGGAUGAGCCCAGAGCAGCCAAUGUCCCAGAUGACAGGUUAGUGUGGAUUGGAUUCACAAGUGAGAUUUUCAGCAGAGAUUAAUGAAUUUGUCUCCCACUACUUCAACUGAUUUAGCAACCUGAGCUGCAUAAAGUCAUAGUAUGUUACAAACAUAUGUUUAUAUGCAAUUGUCAACUGAUCCUAAUUAUCAAGUACUAAAAGAACUUUUAUUUAGAAUUUUCCCUCAUGUGAGUGAUGUGAGAAAAUGAAAUGCUGAGAAUUAACAAAGCCUUAUUGUUUUGGGUAGCUCAGGAACUGUUCAUAUACUAAUGACAUGCACAGUAAAUACAUCAUGUCUUCAUCUGACCUAGUAUGGAAGUUUGGGGUUUUUUUAAUCCAGUUGCGUGUGUUUAAAAAUAAAAAGUUUUUUUUAAUUAUUCUGAGAAAAA